AUGAUAGGAAGGCCUACAAAAGAAGUGGUUGUUAAGAAAGCACAAGAACACAUUGCAGCGCACCCAAACAGCAACAUGUGCGUAUACACGUGCGCAGGCUAUGUAGACUACCAUUCUCUGCCCACGUACAGGCAGUUUUCUGCCCUGCUGCAGGCAAACCGUGGCAACCCGGCCUGCUGCUAUUUUGAGUGUUUACUUGGAAACCGGCCGAUUAAAAUGUUCUUUUGCAUAAUCACUAAAAGCGAGCCAGAAGGCAAAGCCGCUGUCCAGGCCGUGCAGAAGUGGGCGUCUGCGGCCUUUGCAAAGUAUGAGAUAUCCUACGUUGUGCUCAGUGCGUGCGGAAAUGGCAAGCAAAAGCACCACGUUAUUUUGAACAUGUAUGAGCUUACGACAGACACGCCAGUAUACAUGGAAAGCGUGCUUGCAGUUAGGGACGUAGCCAAAAGGCUAAAAGCAGACACAGGGCUAGAGUGUGUAAGCAUGUACGUGUACAAGUCGGGCCUGCUCCAAACAAUACACUCAAGCAGCUCCAAGGAGGCGGGGGUGCCCUUCAAGCUAGACACGCAGCUUGGCGCAAACGUGGCGGACAUAGACACUUUUUUGGAGUACCGCAAGAGCGAAAACUAUUUUUUGGUUCCCAAGUCUGUGCUCUUUUUGAGCUGGCUCCAGGAGCCUAGAAGGCUUCCGGCAAUUCGGCCUGCUGAAGGGACAGAAGACUCUAGAAUGCCUCUUUUCCAGCAAAGAAAUUCUAUGCUGGCGCCUGGGCACGUUCCCGAGUAUAGUGGGCUUGGCUGGAAAGUUCUGCAUGCAAGGCCAAAGAAAAGGUUUCCAAAAAGCGCGAAGUAUACGGACGAAGAUCUCCUAUCGACGCCCUGCAUAGUGGUUGCCAAGGCUGUCAUGGGGAAGCUUCUGGGCGCCCUGGGCCUGCAUCGAGAUCUGUCCAAGAGGUUGGUUACGUUUAGGCAGAGCCCGACAGGAGGCAUCUACUACUUUAUGAACUUCGGCGAGGCAUGCACAAACAAUAACGCCGGAUGCCAUCAAAACUGCGUGCGAGUUAUACUGGGGUCUUUAGGGACUGAUGUCAGCUGCUGUCUCAAAGAGUGCAACCAAGGGUACCACUCCAAAACCAAAACUCUGAUAAGCCCAAAGUGCUGGGACCUGCUUUUUGGAGGCUUUAAGCGGCGCAGAGCAGGCGAGCCCACGCCCUUGCACCAUGUGCCGGACUAUUCCAACGAGGAUGCUACGGAUCCGAUUUUUGUUACAGAUUCUGAUGAGAGCCUGGAAAAAGAGCCGGCUAUGCGCAUCCAUUCGGUAACCUCGCAGGACGCUCACUCUGGCACUGGGCUGCACCAUCGCCAGCCGAACAGAAAAGAGUUUGACUCUAUAGAAAACUUGGCUUUAACCGAGAGCAUGCAAACCGGCAGCAGCAUAGACACGGGCCUGCACCGCCAGCAUGUCAUUAAAAACAUAGUAAUAAGCAAUGUCAAGAAUGUGUCGGUAAUAUUUAAAAAAAGCCAUAAGCCCAGAAAAGACGCGUUUUCCAAGAGAGGAAAAAAUGCAGAAAAUCCAAAGUGUUCGCGCCGCCCAAUAUAA
This is a messenger RNA of Nematocida major, 1593 nucleotides long. RefSeq lists its product as uncharacterized. The coding region runs from base 1 to 1593 and encodes 530 amino acids. The record is from RefSeq and is a predicted model, not a curated record. The transcript has a single exon. NCBI's taxonomy places the organism in Eukaryota, Fungi, Microsporidia.